Messenger RNA from Chelonoidis abingdonii (Abingdon island giant tortoise), 3504 nucleotides. NCBI's taxonomy places the organism in Eukaryota, Metazoa, Chordata, Testudines, Testudinidae. The record is from RefSeq and is a predicted model, not a curated record.
CCUCUUUUGUCUGUCCAGUAACUGUUGUGAUCUUAUAAUGAUAUCACCUCGUUUCUGAUAUUUAGCAUUAUUAAGCAAAUAUGCUGUAUAGUCAGAAAUCAUUGGGUUAUUAAUAGUUUCUAACCAUCUUUGAGUCACUUGUAUUGCUCAUAAGAAAAGUUUCUCCACAAUGCUGGAAAAUACUCUUGGGGAGACUUUAAGAAUGGCCCAUCAAUUUCUGGGGAGAAUAAAGGGGAAUUUCUCAUGGAUGAUAGGAUUAGUUUUGUUGAGCUGAAGAAUGGGGGGAGAGGGGCAGGCUAGAAGGCAUAGCUGCACCGGCUGUUCAAAGUUUAGACGAGCAUUGCCAAAUCUUUUUUCUUGAGGUGCAUGUGUUUCCCCCCCUAAAAAGGAGGAGAAAAAAUUGUUUCAAUUGUUUUAUCAUUAGUAAAGGCCCCACCUUAAAGCAACCUACCUUAAAGCUGAGGAGAGGUGGGUGACAUUCCCUUUACAAUCUAUCAGAUGCUUCAAUAUCAACUGGAAGGAUCGCUGUAGAGUGGUGUAGUGCACAAUUGCCUUAUGCAUAUGUAUGCCCAAAGGAAGCAAGAACUGGAGCAUGGCAUCUUAAAGUUAGUGAAGAGCACAAACCCCAAAGCAACAGGCCAGUCCUAGUAUAGUUGUCUUAAGUUAGCAUGCAAGUCACCCAUCUUCUUAUCUGAAACAGCAACUUUAAAUACUGAAUUUCUGAAAAUUGUAGAUUUGACAUGUUGCAUUUUUAAAUUUCUGCAGUGCAAACCAAUAUGGAGAAACCUCUGUUUAGGGAGGGGAGAAGAGGUUAAAGAACUCAAUCUUAUGUUGCUAUGGGCAAAAUGAAUAAGUGUUAGAGAAGUGAAUGAUCCCCUCCGGAGUAGACUGAUAUAAUACACUGCAAAUCCAAAAUGAGAAGGUUUGGAUUUCUUCUUUAGACAAAAGCAGCAAAGAGUCCUGUGGCACCUUAUAGACUAAAGCAUGAGUUUUCAUGGGAUUGUCUGGUCCCCCUGGUGCCGGGAAAUCAACAUUUAUAGAAUGCUUUGGGAAAAUGCUUACAGAGAGGGGACACAAAGUGUCUGUGCUGGCUGUGGAUCCGUCCUCUAGCACAAGUGGUGGCUCACUCUUGGGUGAUAAAACACGGAUGACUGAGUUGUCAAGGGACAUGAAUGCUUACAUCAGGCCAUCUCCAACCAGGGGAACGUUAGGAGGUGUGACUAGGACCACAAAUGAAGCUAUUCUGCUGUGUGAGGGAGGAGGCUAUGACAUCAUUCUUGUGGAAACAGUAGGUGUGGGGCAAUCAGAGUUUGCAGUUGCUGAUAUGGUUGAUAUGUUUGUUUUGCUGCUACCCCCAGCAGGAGGAGAUGAGUUACAGGGUAUUAAACGGGGUAUAAUUGAGAUGGCAGAUCUAGUUGCUAUAACUAAAGCUGAUGGAGAUUUAGUUGUGCCUGCACGGCGGAUACAAGCAGAAUAUGUUAGUGCUAUGAAACUACUUCGCAAGCGCUCUAAGGUUUGGAGACCAAAGGUAAUGCGCAUGUCUGCUAAAACUGGAGAAGGCAUUUCAGAUAUGUGGGAUAAGAUGACAGAAUUUCAUGAUCUCAUGCUUACAAGCGGUGAGUUGGUCACCAAACGACGGAAACAGCAGAAAGUGUGGAUGUGGAAUCUAAUUCAAGAAAAUAUGCUGGACCAUUUUCGGAGUCAUUUAGCAGUGAGGGAUAAGAUUCCACUUUUAGAAGAAAAGGUUCUCAGUGGUGUCUUGUCUCCAGGGCUGGCAGCAGACCUAUUACUGAAAGCAUUCAAAGACAGACCUUAAGAUACCAUGUUCUACUGUGUCAUUGAUCAAUUUGCACAAAUUCUUUAAACAGUAAAUAAAAUUUUCCGAAGCAUGGCUUCAAAUCUUUAUUACUGCAGCAUACUUGAAUGUAGCCCUAGACUAAAUUUAUUUUCUGACUCGGGCAAAGAUAAUACACAUGACGAACAAAGCUAGUUUCUGGGACUACCACAGAUUAUAUUCAAAAAGAAAAAUGUACACUUCUAAAACUCUUAUUUGAGUAUAGCAUAGUUAAGGAUGGUGAUUGUUUUAAAGCUUUUAAUGAGAUUGUAAUAGAAAUUAUUAAAACAAAAUAACUUUGUGGUACAAUAAGCUAGUUAUUUGUUUGCCUGUGUUCCAGAUAUUUCAGCACGUGUCCUGUUACAUUUACCAACAAAUCCCCAAUACAAAACAGGGGUAGGUGUAACUAAAACUGCUCUUGGGCUCACCUAAAUGUCUUUUACUGGAGGGGUCAUCUGUUUACAUGACUGUUAAAUUUUACAGUGCAUACAUGACCUAUCAGUAUAACUUACCAAAAACCUGAUUCAGUCAACACUUACAGCAGUAAGCACAUUAAAGGAUGAGUCUCCAAAGUCUCAUUUACAUAACAAAAAUAAUUGUUUAAACAUGGCUAUGGUACAGCACAGUUUACUGCUGCUGGAGCCUACUGUGGUUUAAGCACAGUUAGGGCCACAAUUAGAUUGUAUCCAUGCUACAGAUUUCAGCUCUGAUAUAGCAGUAGAUGCUGCAAGGGGAGCUGUUGCCAGCAUGGAUCAUUGCCCCUCUCCUCACUGUGAGUGACAACAAAAGUGUUGGGUGAUGCAUAAUCAUCUAAGCAGAACCUGUUCUUUGUGUUAGAAACAAAUAUAGCAUUGAAGCAUCCCUGCCUGGGAGCUAUAUUCAUCCAAGGAAACACCCUACUGGUGCCUCCUGAAUAGACAUUUUUUAAAACAGAAGGUAAAGUUACAUUAGGUAUCUUUUCUUUAAUAUAGCUAGUGAUAAAAGACUUCAAGUAGAAGCCGCAUCACAGUUUCUUUAGUUAUGAAAAUGGCUAUCUUUAUAACUGACUAUAUUAAAAAACACAACUUUGUCUAUAGUGAUUUAAGGCCAUUUGGCUGGAUGAAAGAGCUUCAGUUUCUAAACAAAAUGACUUUCUCCUGUUAAAUUCAACUUAAAUACUUUGACUAUCUGGGAGCUGUAUGUACAUUUUGAUAUCCUUUAAUAAUGAAUUGGAGGAUCUUCUAAAAUAUUAUUUGGAAAACAUGGUCUAUUUGGCAGAAAUUUAUUAUUAUAGAAAAAAAAUGCCAAUUUUGGAGACUGCAGAAAAGCAAUAAAACAAUAAUUGGAGUUCUAUGAAGAAUUCUUUCGAUCUUGCAUAGGUAAAUUGAAUUUUUGAAUUAUGUUAAAAGCUGUGAUAUUUGUUUUCUUGGCUUCCCUGACAAACUUGAUUUUGCAUCUAUAUUUCUCUAGAUCUUCAGGCUUUUUUUUUUAAACUUUUAGCUAACUCAUAGUACAUCAGGAAAGUUAACUUUAGCUUUUGAAGACCCUAGGAGUUUUUUUAUCCUUAUCUAAUAAGGAUGAUUCUUCUUUGUCUAACUCAUGCUACUUUAAUUCUUAUUACCAGGAUUAAAGUUAGUUCUCUGACAGCUGUUGCCUUAUUUUCCUGUACACUUCAUUACGGUUAAAAAAAA